Molecule: messenger RNA, 1170 nt
Organism: Cylindrotheca closterium
Lineage: Eukaryota; Bacillariophyta; Bacillariophyceae; Bacillariales; Bacillariaceae
Source: the annotation of a GenBank genome assembly
AUGGACAAAAAGGCUAUUGAUCAGCAUUUUAUCACUCCCCGCACUCCUUCUUAUGGCACUUUUUUGUCAUGGCAAGCAACGCUACUGAACCACAAAGCAAGAGGCGCAAGUACGGAGAUGUUCCACUACGGUGUCUAUGCUGUAAAAGAAACUUCAAGGGGCAAUAGAGCAACAAACAAGGGAAGCUUACUUCAUCAGGUCUUUCACAACAUCUUAUGUCAACCGCAAAACCAGGUUUUAAGAAGGACCCCUGCUUUGCCAGGGCUUAGUCAGUUGAUGAGAUUGACUUUAAAGACUCCGGUUAAUCACUAUUCCAAUCCCCUUCAAGCUGGGGACUCUGUAAGCAAUAUCACUAGCCCUACUGAUAUUAUGCCAGGCUUCGAACCUGACGGUGGAUCAGAAGAAGACACUGCUGCCAUGGAAGAAGAAAAGAACAAGACAGAAAAGAAGAAGGGGUCAUUUGGAAUGCUUUGGGAAGCCACUGUGUUGGCUGAUUUUCAGGAGUUUGUGUCAAAGACUCUUUUUGCCCAUUAUUCUGCUCCAGAAAGCAAGCUUAGCAACCAACAAAUCAACAGCCAGACAUGCCCAUCUAAACUUCCACCUCAAGUAUCUCAGGAAGGGCUGAGGAAUUACAUCCACUCCCGUCUCAACAACAAUUUGGAUCCUAGUUUUCAAACAGAAGACAAUGGAGAAUCUGUCAACUUUGAGUAUGAUGAUGACCACGAGGAGGAGGAAUCGGCAGAACUUUCCAUAGAGUCAGAAGCAAGGAACAAUCCAAAUGGGUCCUUUGUAACGGAUCUUGAUGUAGGAUCCCAGUAUGGGGCUAACUAUUUUCCUAAUGAUAUUACAUUGCCAACUAUUAAUUUUGAAGUGGAUGAUCCACAUGCCCCCCAACCACCUCUUCACAACAUCCCCAAUCCUGAUUCUUCCAACUACCUAUUGGACCGGCUGAAACAAGAAGAGUACAACGGGGAAUUCAUGCCACCAUCUAUCAGCACCAAGAUGGAAGCUGACCUUCACCUCCUUUGUCUCACGGAUGGUCAGCCUCCUAUGUUUCUGACGUUCAAGCAUGGGCCCACAAAGCGACCAAGAAAGAGCCUAAUCUUUUUCUGUCGGACCCGACCACUUGGUCUGAAUUGUUUACUCAGCUUCGACUUUUCUGAUGGAUGA